Molecule: messenger RNA, 543 nt
Organism: Strongyloides ratti
Lineage: Eukaryota; Metazoa; Nematoda; Chromadorea; Rhabditida; Strongyloididae
Product: Nematode fatty acid retinoid binding family-containing protein
Exons: 2
Coding region: 1-543 (180 amino acids)
Molecular function (GO): lipid binding
Source: RefSeq, a predicted model, not a curated record
AUGCAUUUUUAUCAAAUUUUUAUUUUUGUUACAUUGUUAACAUUAUCCUUAACAAGAUGUAGUGUAUUUCCUUAUGAAGAAAUGCCAUCAGAAUUUAGAGAAUUGAUUCCAAAAGAUUUAUAUGACAUUUAUUUUAAUUUAACAACUGAAGAUCGUAUUGUAAUCCUUCAAACAGUACUUGAAAAAAAUCGUCUUUCAACAUUUGACAAAGUUGUAUCUUUUAUUAAAAGGAGAAGACCAAUAUUUGGUAAAAAUUUAGAAGAAUAUGUUAGAAAAUUAACUAGAUCAAUUAAAAAUUUAUCCAAUGAAUCAAAAAUAUUUUUAAAACAAUUUUCUCAACAAUUUCUUGAUAUUAUUCCAGACAGAGAGGAAGCCAUCAAUUUUGAUAGAUAUAAAAGUUUUCAAAAUAAGUUUACAAAAAAGUUUAAUUCAUUAAAUAAUCAUUCAAAACAAGAAAUAAUAAAAACUGUACCAAUGAUUCAACUUGUUAUAGAUAAAGAUGCUUUAAGUAAAAUGAUCAAUUUAUUAAUCGUUGAUAAUUAA